Molecule: messenger RNA, 3850 nt
Organism: Gaeumannomyces tritici R3-111a-1
Lineage: Eukaryota; Fungi; Ascomycota; Sordariomycetes; Magnaporthales; Magnaporthaceae
Exons: 3
Coding region: 331-3798 (1155 amino acids)
Biological process (GO): nucleoside metabolic process
Molecular function (GO): protein binding; catalytic activity
Source: RefSeq, a predicted model, not a curated record
CUUGGAGCCCGGCCUAGGUGCCUCUCUUGGGUUGCCUCGCAUAUUCGCGAAUUUGACGGGAGGGAGGUUGAUUAGCAAAGGUUCAGGAUAUGCCCUUCCCAUCCGAGGAGUCUCCCGCGAUUACGCGAAGGCCAGAGGGUAGUCGCUAGAGGGAGGGUGCGAUGGAAGUGUCUCCCUGCAAGAAUUGGACCCUUAACCUUAUAGUGACCAUCUCCCCCAAUCCAACUCGCCCAGAAAGCCUAGUAGCCCUCGCAUAUCAUCUUGCCUUCACAGACCACAGUUUUCCGUUCUCAUCAAAUAAUCCACACACUCUGCAAUCAACCACCCAAUAUGACGUCUUCUAACGACACCUACACCAUUGGCUGGAUCUCGGCCUUGCCCACCGAGCUGACUGCUGCGAAGUUCUUCCUCGAUACAACCCCCUCCCUCCCCGAAGCCGUCGACAUUCAUGACACCAAUUCCUACGUCCUGGGGAAGAUGGGCCGCCACAACGUUGUGAUCGCCUGCUUGCCUGAUGGAGAGUACGGAACAACGGCCGCUUCUGUCGUGGCUGCGAAUAUGCUACGCAGCUUUCCCAACAUCCGUUUCGGCUUGAUGGUCGGCAUCGGAGGCGGCGCGCCAUCCGAGAAGAACAACAUGCAUCUCGGCGAUAUUGCUGUCAGCAGUCCCGGUAACGGGUAUGGCGGCGUGCUCCAGUACGAUUUCGGAAAGUCGAUCCAGGACCGGACAUUUACCAUGACGGGGUAUUUGAACCAGCCACCACAGGCCCUCCGGACGGCAGUGGCCAUUCUGAAGUCCGAGCACGAGGCGUACGGCCACCGUUACGAAGCCCAGAUCGCCGAGCAUUUGGAUGAGAGCCGUCUGACGAAGGCGGCGCGCGCGAAGUACUCCCGUCCAGAUGCCACGAGCGAUAGGCUGUAUCGACCCCUCUACGUGCACGGCAAGGACGAGGCGAGCUGCGGCAAGUGCGGUGACGACCCGAAUCAUCUAGUUCCGCGACCAAAACGAGAGGAGCCUGAAGACGGGCAAGACUUCGCCGUCAUCCAUUACGGACUAAUAGCCAGCGCCAAUCAGCUAAUGAAGGACGCUACGGUCCGCGAUGGGCUGGCGAGGGACAAGGGCGUCCUUUGCUUUGAAAUGGAGGCGGCCGGCCUGAUGAACAAUUUCCCCUGCCUCGUCAUUCGGGGUAUUUGCGAUUAUUCGGAUUCCCACAAGAAUAAGGGCUGGCAAGGGUUUGCUGCAAUGAUGGCUGCCGCGUACGCCAAAGAGUUGCUGCUUCAGAUUGCGCCUGGCCAAGUUGAGGGGGAGAAGACGGCCAACGAGGUUCUUGGUGUGGUGACGAGAAUCGAAAAGGGAGUCGACUUGUUGCAGCAGCAUGCGCAAGACACAAAUGAUACGCUCGCAUCCCUCAAGUCCCAGUCCAGCAUCGCCAAACUAAAGGAGUGGCUAUCUCCUGCCGAUUCAUCCACGAACAUCAACCGUGCAAGGGAACUCCGCCAUCCCGGAACUGGCGACUGGAUCUUGGGAGUGGCCAAGUUCCAGGAGUGGUUCCCUGGAUCACACCGCCGACACUUGUGGUUGUAUGGCCUUGUGGGAUGCGGGAAAACGGUCCUCAGUGCCAGAAUCAUCGACCACCUCGCGGGUCGUAUCGUCCUCACCUUCUUCUUCGACUUUAGCGAUUCCAAAAAGCGAACGACCGACGCCAUGCUGAGGUCGCUGGUUUUCCAGGCAUACACUCAUCAACUUCGCAUCGGCAAAGAUCCUGAAGGGAUUCUCCAGGUUUCUGAAGACCAACCGUCCAAUACCACCUUGUGGGAGAGCUUGUGCAAGAUGCUCAUCAAUUUGGGGGAGGUCGUCAUUCUCUUGGACGCACUGGACGAGUCGACAACCAGAAGCAAAUUGAUCGAUUGGGUCAAGGACGCAGUCGGAAUGCGCGAGCUAGAGCGUGUCCGCUUGAUCUUCACCAGUCGACCAGAAUCCGAAUUCCACCAGCACAUCCCUUCGAUUAUUGGCGAGGAUAACUGCCUGCCACUCGACGAAACUGCCAUCAACCGCGAUAUCUGCUCCUACGUCCAAGCAAAACUCAUCAACGACAUAUCUUUCAGCAAGAAGGUGCCUGCCGGUGGAGACCUGUCCCGGAAUAUUGGCCGCGUGGUUGGGGAGGAUGCUGGCCCAAUGUUCCUCUUGGCCUCCUGCCACGUGGAGGAAUUGUCCAAGUGCACAAACCCCAGGGCUAUUCGGGACUGCCUCCAAAGACUGCCGAAGGACCUUACGCAGAUGUACGAUCGCGUCAUGGAGAACAUUCCGCCGCAACUUAAGCAAGAUGCCAUGCGUCUCCUGCUAUUUAUAGUCAACUCCGGGAGACCUCUCAGAGUGGGAGAAGCGGGAGAUGUGAUCGCUACACAGGCCGAAACGGAGCCUCGAGAUUUCGACCCCGAGCGCAGACCGUUCAACGCGCAUGCCCUCCUCGAAUACUGCCCCAGUCUGCUUAGGCUCGAAACCGACCAAAUUCAGGGUGAGGCCCUGCAGCUCGCCCAUAUCUCACUGAAGGACUACCUCGUCGGCCGACCCGAUUUCGGGGACCCGGGUGCCAGCAUCUCCAUAACCUGGACUUGCUUGGCCUAUCUUAGGACCAUCCAAAGCGACGGGAGCGACAUCGACGCCGAGUUUCCGUUCCGAACUGCGGCGUGGGAGUUCUGGAAGCAGCACGGCAGCAGAGCUGAGGUCUCGGAUGAAAUUGUCGAGGAGUCGGUUAGGCUGCUGCAGGCGAGGGCCACGGCGCCCGUGCUCAAGGAGGUCACGAGACUCCACGGGUUCGACAGUCCGUCGCCACUUAUCGCGGCCUGCGCCGGUGGAUUCCCAAGGACGAUCGAGCGUCUGGUGGAGAUGCGGUCCGACCCAUUCUCGCUCCGCGAUGCUCUAGUGACGGCGUCACAACACGGCCAUGGUGAUAUUGUGCGGCUGCUGCUAGAUAUGGAGAAGCCUCUUUCGCCAUUUACCCUUAGGCUAGCCCUUAGGUCCGCAUCGAUGCGAGGGCAUGAAGAUAUCGUGCGGUUGCUAUUGCAGGCGAGAGGGCUUCGUGGUCCGGAGACUCUUUCAAGCGCCCUGUGCGUCGCAUCGAAAAACCGUCGCCGCGAAGGGGUAGUGCGGCUGCUGCUGCUAAAGGCAGAAGAGUUCCCUUGCCCGAUAGAUGUUUCAAACGCCAUUUGCAUCGCAUCGGCAGAGGGAAACGAGAAGAUUUUGCGGUUGCUGCUGGCGGUGGAGGGGCCUCUUCACCAAGGUGCGAUUUUGACAGCCCUCUGCUACGCAUCUGCCCAAGGCCACGAAAAUGUUGUGCGGUUACUGCUGGAGACGCAGCAGCACUUUCAGACAGAGGCGCUUACAGAAGCCAUUGGCAUCGCAUGGGCCAACAGUCACCAAGGUGUCGCGCGACUGCUGCUGGAGGCCAGAAAUAGGGCAGAGGAGCUGGCAUUUUUCCGCGACAUGGAGAGCCCUCAGGCGUGUGAGACCAAAAUCAAGACAGGAAAAGUCACAACGGAAAAAGUCACAACGGAAAAAGUCACAACGGAAAAAGGUACAGGGGUAAAAGGGCAACCGGGGAAGGGCAAAACGGGAAAAGCUGACGAUAAAUUCUCCGAUGUAAUUCGUGCCGCCCAGAAGUUCAGCCAGCGCCUCGUGCAGAAGUUUGCGUCGUUAGGGUAUGGGGAAGUCCCGGACCUGAAGAGGCGAGUGGCUGUUCAGAAGGGGACCAGAAGGACAUACUUCGACGGUGACGGAUUUUUAACUUUUAAGCCGUAGAUGUUGCACAAGUACGCUCGCUCAAUGCAUCGGUUUUUUUCCCAACUGUCCC